This is a messenger RNA of Cyprinodon tularosa, 2478 nucleotides long. It is a transcript of the gene depdc7a, whose product is annotated as DEP domain containing 7, paralog a. Bases 109 to 1713 code for a protein of 534 amino acids. Lineage: Eukaryota; Metazoa; Chordata; Actinopteri; Cyprinodontiformes; Cyprinodontidae. The transcript is spliced from 9 exons. Gene Ontology annotation, biological process: intracellular signal transduction. The record is from RefSeq and is a predicted model, not a curated record.
ACAUGAAUAAUUCAUGUGAAGAAGGGAGGGGCUGAGGUUUCGGCUCUGUCUGGUGUCGGAUCAGUCUUCAGGUUUUGAUCUGGAAAGCCAAGGACAUGGUGUGGGUGGAUGGCUGUCCGCAUGGACACACAGGGACCAGAACAAAACAUGGCUGGGAAACCUUUCCGGGCCACCUACAUCUGGAACAGCAUCAUUUCCAAUCUCCAAACUCAUGUUGAGGUGAAGCACAGGCGCCACAACCUGAAGUCCUACCAUGACUGCUUCCUGGGCUCAGAGGCUGUGGAUGUGGUUCUGUCACACAUCACCAUCAGCCGCUUCUUUGGUGAUGAGGCGGUGCCUCGUCAAAAAGCCGUCCGCCUCUGUCAGGUCCUCAUGGACUCUAAGGUGUUUGAACCAGUGGGGGUUAAAGUGUUUGGAAAGGAGAAGAAAAGGGACAAGUUUGAGGACAGCAGUGUCAGUCUGUACCGGUUCUUGGGUCCGGUAACCAGCUCCUCAUCGGCUCUGACCAACAGUAACUCUCAGUCCACCGGUACCAUGGAGAGCGGCUGUAGCUCACCUAACAUGAACCAGAGAAGCUGUACGCUAAACAAUGAAAGCCAAGACCUCCCCAGCUAUCAAACCCACUCCCCGAUAAAGAGAGAAAAGAUGUUGGAGGAAAUUCUGGGAAAUCUGAACCUCAGCGCUACCAUCACCCCCCAGAUGAGCCACCUCGGCCUCUCACAGGAGUGUUUGUAUGAAGUGUGGCACCAGCAGGCUAUGUCCAGGCUGCUGCAGGUCAUAGAGCUCCCCCUGCUGGAGAGCUUGUUAGAUGGCGAGGGAGCCUCUCGGGUCCCUCUGCCCUGCAGGGACCCUGACCCUGACCUGCUGUGUGGAACAAGCUACUUGGACAGAGAGGUUCUGAAAGCUUUUAGUGAAGCACAGGCUGAUGAGUGGAUGUCAGCAGCAGUUGACUGUCUGGAGUUUCUGCCUGAUGAGCUGGUGGUGGAGGUCAGUCGUGGUUUGGCUGCUUGUGGGGAUGAUCUUCUCCAGUGUAAGAGGUUGCUUUACCAGAUCCUGGUGAGGCAUUAUGGACAGACGCAGCGGCCACCUCUCCUAAUCAACUACGUCUUUGAUAUCCACUCUGGGAUCUCAGAACUUCUUGUUAACGGGAAGCUGGAACUAGCUUUAGAAGCACUGCAGCUGAGCCUGAGGCUGCAGGACUCCAGCAGUCGAGAGGAGCUCCGCAGGCUCCUGAGAUUCAUGGCCGCUGCAGCCAGACCGGAGGAGCUGAAGCUGCACACAGAGAUUGAGAACAGAAUGGCUGUGAAGAGGUCUUUCGCCAGCUCCAUUGUAUACAGCAGAAAGCUCUCAAAGGGAAAGGUGGACUUGAUGGUUCUGUUUAUGAUGGAUUACCACUGUGAUCUGUUUAAAAUUCCCAUCUCCUUGCACAAGAUGGUGAGUGAACGACUAAGGAAUAUUGUGAAGGGGAAGGAUCCUGACACUAUAACAGGUACAAUGUACUGCUCGAGGGUUAGCACUAAGGAGUAUUCAGAAAACGGACAGAAAACCACUAAAGAGGAAAUUCUUUCGCUACUGAGGACAAUCUAUGAGAACCCCAAAUUCUCCACAAAGGAGAAGAGGAGGCUGCUGGGACAGUUUUAUAAAGCUCAUCCGGAGAUUUUUAUUCAGUACUUUGGAGCUAAAUUAUCUAGUAUCAACAUGUUGUUGCAGUAAUAAUUAUGCAGCUAAAAAAAUAAUUUGUUAUAUAGAUGAAGGAUAUGAUCAAAUGACUGAGCGAGGAAUGUGACUUUUUUAUUUUAAUGAACUAGGAUUACUAAUUACUUAUUUAAGCUUUAUUUCUGGUGCAGGACACUAUGGAAAAAUUUAUUUUUUAAUAGAAAAAGAACAGUUUCUUCUGGAAGAGGAAACUAUUGUUUUAUAAGCUCUCAAGAUGCAACAUUUUUAGUUUAAUACCAUCAGAUGAAUCCUGCAGGCUGGUCGUUCGUGGAGGUUUUUCUGUAGCUUCAGAUCAAAAAAUGAUCUUAAAAGUCUCAUAUUCGGCUGUGGUAACAAUAGGGAGGUAAACAUACAUGUUUUGUUUGUUGCAAAAAAAAAAAUGAGAACAGAUGUUGAAGAGAGCUUUCUUUAAUGGAAAUCUCAGCCACGUUAUAGUGGUCUAUUCAGGGUUGAUUUAAAUGAAGUAAAAAUAACCCAUUGGCUUAAAGUUUUUCCAGCCAUUUUGAAACUGUAUAACACCUUGUUUGUGUUUUAUAUUGUCAGAGGUAGAUGUGAAGUUUUCAUGCAUUUUCAUUUGCAUCGGUUGCUAUGGUAAGACAAAUGGCAUCUGGUAUGCCGGGUAAUUUGUGCUCGCUGCUUGAUCAGUUGUAAACUGAUUCAUGGUGGGAUCAUUUAGAAAGAGAGCAGUUCUCUGCAGGUAAUGUUAGUAAAAAUUAAACUUGUGAAUCUGUUUCUGUGAAAUAAAAGAACUGUCUUACUUUG